AUGGAGGGAUUCUCAGCCCACCGUGUCUUCUUCUUCCUGGCAUUGUUGACGAUGGCGGGACUGGCAGCGCCCCCGGCGAGGGCAGGGGCUGCCCCGUACGCCUGCGACGCUUCCGACCCGGCGACGAGGAGCUACGGCUUCUGCAGGAGGACGCUUCCCAUAGAGAAGCGGGUGGAGGAUCUCGUCUCGCGGCUGACCCUGCCGGAGAAGAUCUCCCAGCUGGGGAACGCCGCCGCCGGCGUUACCCGUCUGGGCAUCCCCGCCUUCCAGUGGUGGUCGGAGUCACUCCACGGGGUCUCCAACGCCGGCCGAGGCAUCCGCUUCGAGGGUGCCCUCACCGCUGCCACCAGCUUCCCCCAGGUCAUCCUCACCGCCGCCACCUUCAACCCGCUCCUCUGGUACCGCAUUGGGCAGGUAAGUCUCACCCUAAUCUUCGUAAGAGAAACCAGAACCAGUUCUUUCUUGUCUGAUCUGCUCCCCAUUUAUGGAUCGUUGUGAACCAGGCGGUGGGGACGGAGGUUAGGGCGUUCUACAAUGCGGGCCAGGCGGAGGGGUUGGCGCUGUGGUCGCCGAAUAUAAACAUUUUCAGGGACCCGAGGUGGGGGAGGGGGCAGGAAACGCCAGGGGAGGACCCAUUGACGGCAGGAAAGUAUGCCGUCGCCUACGUGAGAGGGUUGCAGGGGGACUCCUUCCAUGGUGGGAGUCUGCGUGGGGAGCUCAAGGCCUCGGCCUGCUGCAAGCACCUCACCGCCUACGACUUGGACCACUGGAAGGGCUUCUCUCGCCUCUCCUUCGACGCCAAGGUGACUGUGCCGCCAUGCCCAGAGGCCGCUGGAUGAUCUCUCUCUCUCUCUCUCUCGCUCUGCUUCCCCCACCCCCUCGAUCGCCACUGUCCUGUUCUGAUCUGGGUUCUCUCACUCUCUCACUCACUUGCUCUCUCUCUCUCUCUCUUUGGCGGCGGCAGGUCUCGGCGCAGGACCUCGCAGACACUUACCAGCCUCCGUUCAGAAGCUGCGUCAUGGAGGGCCAAGCCAGUGGAAUAAUGUGCUCCUACAACCUCGUCAACGGCGUCCCCACCUGCGCCGACUACGACCUUCUGACAAGAACGGCGAGGGGAUCCUGGGGUUUCAAUGGGUAGGCGGCCGACGGAUCAAAAUUGGAAACGAAAUAUCUCCAAUCUGUCUCGUCAUCUUCUUAAAAACUUUUCCUUUUUGAUGAAUCAUUCUAACCUCUGCUACGUUAGUGGUUUCUCAGGUACAUCACCUCGGACUGCGACGCGGUUGCCGCCAUCUACGAGAACCACAGAUACGCCGGAAGCCCGCCGGAAGCAGUUGCAGACGCCCUCAGAGCCGGUGAGAUUUUCCUUCCUCCCUCCCUCCCUCCGUCCCACCGAGGUCUUUCCCUCCUUCCAUGGCGAUCUGAUGAGGAAAACUCGCAGGAAUGGACGUGAACUGCGGGGCCUACAUGCAGAAUUACACUGAAGAAGCCCUUCGGCUGGGAAAGAUCGUGGAAGGCGACAUAAACAGAGCCCUCCGCAACCUCUUCUCCGUCAGGAUGAGGCUCGGCCUGUUCAACGGAAACCCUAAAUCCCUCGCCUUCGGCAACCUUGGGCCUUCCCAGGUCUGUACACAGGAGCACCAGGACCUGGCCCUCGAAGCGGCCAGAGACGGCAUCGUCCUGCUGAAGAACGCCGACCACCUACUCCCACUGUCGAAAUCCAAGGUCGCCUCCAUCGCCAUCAUGGGGCCCAACUCCAACAACGCCUGGAGGAUGCUCGGCGACUACGCCGGCCCUCCCUGCACCUCCAUCACGCCGCUUCUGGCGCUGAAGAGCUACGUGAGCGAGACCCAUUACCUCCCCGGCUGCGAGUCCGCCGCCUGCCCGUCGGCCGCCAUUGACGAAGCCGUGAAGCUCGCCGGAGCGGUGGAUCAGGUCGUCCUCUUCAUGGGGCUGGACCAGGAGCAGGAAAGCGAGGAUCUGGAUAGAGUGGACCUCGUGCUCCCGGGCAUGCAGCGGAGCUUGAUCACCAGCGUGGCGAAAGCCGCGAGAAGGCCGGUGAUCUUGGUUCUGCUCUGCGGCGGCCCGGUGGACGUUUCGUUCGUGAAGACAGAUCCGACGGUCGGAGCCAUCAUCUGGGCGGGUUAUCCCGGCCAGGCCGGCGGCACCGCCAUCGCCGAGGUCCUCUUCGGAGAUCACAACCCAGGUAAUCAAUCCCUCCGAGGAAAUCGAAGCAUGUGGCGAGAAACUCGUUCGUGGGUCGUUUGAAUCAACAGUUUGCUGAGGAACUGUUCGUGCGCAGGGGGGAGGCUACCAGUCAGCUGGUACCCGCAGGAGUUCACGGUGGUGCCGAUGACGGACAUGAGAAUGCGGCCGGACCCGGCGACGGGCUACCCCGGCCGGACCUACCGAUUCUACACAGGCGAGGUGGUCUUCCCCUUCGGCUACGGCCUCAGCUACUCGUCUUACUCCUACAGGUUCGUGGCCGUCGCCGACCGCCUCCUCCCCUCCGACGAGGCCACCGCCGUCGGCGGCGGCGCGGAGGAGGAAGGGGCGUCGAGCGACGGCGAUGCCGUUGAUGUUGCAGAUAUGAGCUCCGAGUCCUGCGAGAGGCUCAAGUUCUCCGCCGUCGUCGGAGUCCGCAACACAGGGGAGACCGCCGGAAGGCACUCGGUGCUGCUGUUCGUUCGCCGCUCCAAGCCGCCGGCCGGCGGCGGGGGGAAGCAGCUGGUGGACUUCACCUCCGUGCGGCUGAGCGCCGGAGAAGACGCCAACCUCACGUUUGUUGUGAACCCCUGCGAGCACCUCUCGAGGGCGGCGCUCGACGGCUCCAAGGUGCUGGACGGUGGGUCCUAUUCCUUGGUCGUCGGAGACGAAGAACAUCCGAUAAAGCUCCACCCUUGGUAG
Spirodela intermedia is the source of this 2904-nucleotide messenger RNA. Lineage: Eukaryota; Viridiplantae; Streptophyta; Magnoliopsida; Alismatales; Araceae. The record is from the annotation of a GenBank genome assembly.